GCCACGCAUGCGCAUCGGCGUGACCGUCAACAAAAACACAGAACAUAAACAAAAAUAUUCUGAAGAUUCAAUUUGCCAUUAAAUUUUAGCCUUCGUCGAUGGCGGGUGUAUCGAAUCAAAAUGAACGAGUGUUGGACUACUCGGUCCACAGUUUUUCAAGUUGUCUGUCGAACUAUGCUCCAGAAAAAAUUCAGGAAAAUAAGCCUUCUGACCAACUCUCGAGGUGGUCAUCUGACACUAAUAGUCCUCCGCAGUUUUUGGUUUUGAAAUUGAACAGGUGUUCCAUCGUCCGAUCUGUCACGUUUGGAAAGUAUGAAAAAACUCACGUCUGCAACUUAAAAAAAUUCAAGGUUUAUGGAGGGAUGAACGAGGCCAACAUGGUAGAGCUACUCGAAGGUGGCUUGCUCAACGAUAGUGUUCCUGAGACGUUUUCCCUAGCUCACGAGAAGGAAGGCUUUGAGAUGCCCUGCAGGUUCAUCAAGAUUGUACCGCUUUUGUCCUGGGGACCAAGCUUUAAUUUCAGCAUCUGGUUUGUUGAGCUUCGGGGCGAGGAUGACCCUAGCCUCGUUAAGAAGAGUGUUCAAUUUUUCCACGAAUUCAAGGAGCGAGAGGCGAUUCGGCUCUGUCUCAAACAUUUCAGACAGCGUGGUCCCAAGUUUGCUGGGGUUUACGACGCACUUAAAGCGAGCAUCGGCAUUGACCUGGAAGACCAAAGACUCACUGUCCUCCACAACACGUUAGUUCUCGAUGCAGACUACACGGCCACUGAGGAGUUCAUGGCCAACGCAGUUCAGGAGGGCCUCUUGGACAACUUUUUACUAGGUCAGGAUUACACCCCCCAGUGGAAACGGAUCAUGAUAGACCCGACUGUGAUCAGUGACGACGCCAACCAGCCAGGAAUGCGCGGUGGACAUCAAAUGUGCAUCGACCCUGUCACUGAAACGAUCUACCUUUUCGGAGGAUGGGACGGAACGCAGGACCUGAGUGACCUGUGGCAAUACCACAUACCGAGUUGCAGUUGGAAAAAACUGUCAGCCAACACUGAAGCAGAGGGCGGUCCAAGUGCGCGAUCGUGCCACAAAAUGUGCUUGGAUAUGGAGGGCAGACAAAUUUUUACCCUGGGAAGAUAUUUAGAUAAUCAAUACAGAAGCUCAGACAACCUGAAGAGCGAUUUUUAUGUCUACCAAAUUGAAGCAGGACGCUGGACUUUGAUCAAUGAAGAUACGUCUGGUGUUGGUGGCCCGCAGUUGAUUUUUGACCACCAGAUUUGUCUAGAUUCGGAGAAGAGAACGAUCUAUGUUUUUGGCGGACGCAUUCUUACUGCAGUUCAAGGGUCCCACGAUGAAACCAGGUUGGGUGCGAGUGCCAGCAUCACGUACAGCACGAAUGCUUCUGGAAACGCGUUGUCGACCGCCGCGGAGAUGGACACUGUGCUCUCAGGCAUGUACUCGUUCCACAUUCCCAGUGGAACGUGGCAAAAGAUUUGUGAUGAUCUGGGUGUUCCUAUUAAGUCUGGUCAGAAGAAUUCACCGAUUAUCAGGGCGCGAGUUGGACACUCAAUGCUCUUCCACCCAGGUCUUCGAGAGCUUUUUGUAUUUGCGGGCCAGAGGAGAAGAGAAUACCUGAAUGACUUUUUCGCUUUUAACGUGGACACCCACCAAGUUCGGGUCAUUUGGAACGGCGAUAGCAACGUUCCGUCAAAGGGCAAGGACACCCACGUCAGCAUACCGGCCACCGGCUACACCCAAAGAGCAACCAUUGACCCCGACCUUGACGAGAUUUACGUGCUCUCGGGUCUGAGCAAGGACAAGGAGAGGAGGGACGAAAACGUGCAAAACUCAUUCUGGGUGUAUAGCCUGAAGAGGAACAGGUGGUCUUGUAUUUACCGGAAUGAAAACACAGGGGACCAGUACUGGAGCAUGAUGCAGAAUUUGGAGCCAUGCCCUCGCUUCGCCCACCAGCUGGUUUAUAGCGUCUCUAACAAGGUGCACUAUCUAUUUGGAGGCAAUCCUGGAAAGCCGAGGCCAAAACUGCGAUUGGACGACUUCUGGCAGUUGAAAUUGUGCAAACCUACGAAGCAGCAGCUGCUCACUAAGUGCAGACUGAUGAUCAGAAAGCACAGAUUUCGAGAGCUUACAGCCACAAACAAAAUGGAAGCGCUUUUGUAUCUGCAGACCGCGCUGCACGACAUUAUCGACCACUCAGACUCGGAGAGUACGCGAGAGUUUCAGAAACUUGCGUCCGAAUUAUUCAGAGACCCAAGUGAAAAGGACGUCGAGAGCGGGCCGGAAGUUGGUCCCUACCACGGAAGAUCAGAGCUGUUCGACGACUUGUCUGCCUUCUUUUCUAACGAACUGACGCAGCCUAGACUUAAUCUCAUAGACCUACUACCUCUGUGAUCACCUUACUCUAGCUGUGAGCUACUUAAAUCUACUGGAAUAUUGUGCUCAAAGUCAAUACUCUCCAAUUUGUCAGAAAUGUAUUGUUUAUUAAUAAAUAAUACCAAAUUGACUUAAUUUUACUGCCUUUCUUAUUAUCUGCAAUGUGUACAACGUAAACUUCAAUCUCUCCACGGCUCUCUACCGAUUUGUCAUGGUAAAUUUCUAG
Messenger RNA from Cloeon dipterum, 2607 nucleotides. It is a transcript of the gene muskelin, whose product is annotated as muskelin. Gene Ontology annotation, molecular function: protein binding. The record is from RefSeq and is a predicted model, not a curated record. The coding region runs from base 99 to 2399 and encodes 766 amino acids. Gene Ontology annotation, cellular component: cytoplasm. The transcript has 12 exons. Lineage: Eukaryota; Metazoa; Arthropoda; Insecta; Ephemeroptera; Baetidae.